CCAAUGCAGCCUUAGCUAUUGAGGUGUCUUUAAGUGUCUGAUUGUUUUCGUUUUGCAUGUGAAGAAUCCAAGAUGAAGGUGAAAGAAUUUGGUGGAGCUGUUAGCAUAUCAAGAAUCUUCCUGGUCUCGAAAACAAGUGGCCAUCCUGCUUAUGAUGUUGCAUUUCGAAUUUGCAACUGCUCUCCAAGGCUGACGUUCUAA
Molecule: messenger RNA, 201 nt
Organism: Amoebophrya sp. A25
Lineage: Eukaryota; Dinophyceae; Syndiniales; Amoebophryaceae
Source: the annotation of a GenBank genome assembly